Messenger RNA from Pungitius pungitius (ninespine stickleback), 1987 nucleotides. It is a transcript of the gene galnt16, whose product is annotated as UDP-N-acetyl-alpha-D-galactosamine:polypeptide N-acetylgalactosaminyltransferase 16. The transcript is spliced from 14 exons. Gene Ontology annotation, cellular component: Golgi apparatus. The record is from RefSeq and is a predicted model, not a curated record. Lineage: Eukaryota; Metazoa; Chordata; Actinopteri; Perciformes; Gasterosteidae. Gene Ontology annotation, molecular function: polypeptide N-acetylgalactosaminyltransferase activity. Gene Ontology annotation, biological process: protein O-linked glycosylation. Bases 219 to 1958 code for a protein of 579 amino acids.
GGCGGCCGUGCGCGGCUGUGCGCGGGGGAGACAGGCGCUGAUCCGUCCGCAGCUGCCCGCGACUCAACGCAUCCACCAACGGGGAGGGGAAGGGGGGGGGGAGGAGGAGGGGGAGGAGGAGGCUGCUGCAGCAGCAGCAGCAGCACACCGCGCGCGCGUACGAGAACCCUGAACCUCAGCCGGGCUCGCCAGCGGAGCCCUCCGCGUAUGGGCUCACCAUGCGCAGGAUACGGGCCAACGCCAUCGCCAUUCUGACCGUCGCGUGGAUCCUGGGGACGUUUUAUUACCUGUGGCAGGACAACAAGCCGCAGUCGUCGUCGUCGUCGCCUUCGUCGUCCGCGUCGCAGCCCCGCGGCAGGGGGGGCCAUGGGCAGAAAGUGGCCCCCGGUCGGCUGGAGAUCCACCGGGACGACAGGACAAUCCCGCUGAUAGUGAGCCGCCCCCCGCGGGCCGAGCAGCAGCAGCAGCAGCAGGGCCGGCUGCUGGGGGGCUUCGAUGAGAAGGCCUACCUGGCGGGCAAGCAGCUGAAGCCGGGGGACGACCCCUACCGAGAACACGCGUUCAACCUGCAGGAGAGCGACCGGCUGGGGGGCGAGCGAGCCAUCCGGGACACCCGACACUACAGGUGCGCCGCUGUGAGCUAUGACACGGACCUCCCCCCCACCAGCGUCAUCAUCACCUUCCACAACGAGGCUCGCUCCACCCUCCUGCGCACCAUCAGAAGUGUCCUCACGCGAAGUCCUGCGUCGCUCAUCCAGGAAAUCAUCCUCAUAGACGACUUCAGCUCGGAUUGUGAGUUCCUGUUUUCGACUACAUUGAACAAUGUGGCUUGCAAACGCCCCCCCCCCCCCCCCCCCCCCCCCCCAGGUCUCAUCCGCUCGCGGGUGCGCGGAGCCAACGCGGCCUCGGCCUCCGUCUUGACCUUCCUGGACAGCCACUGCGAGGUCAACGCCGACUGGCUGCAGCCGAUGAUCCAGCGCGUCAAGGAGGACCACACGCGGGUGGUCAGCCCCAUCAUCGACGUCAUCAGCCUGGACAACUUCGCCUAUUUGGCUGCUUCCGCUGACUUAAGAGGAGGAUUUGACUGGAGUCUCCAUUUCAAAUGGGAGCAGAUCCCCAUCGAGCAGAAAAUGGCGAGGAGCGACCCCACGCAGGCCAUCAGGACGCCCGUCAUCGCCGGCGGGAUCUUCGUCAUGGACAAGAGCUGGUUCAACCACCUGGGCCAGUACGACACCCACAUGGACAUCUGGGGGGGGGAGAACUUCGAGCUUUCGUUCCGGGUGUGGAUGUGCGGAGGAAGCCUGGAGAUUCUCCCCUGCAGCCGCGUGGGUCACGUGUUCAGGAAACGCCACCCGUACGACUUCCCAGAAGGCAACGCGCUCACCUACAUUAAGAACACCCGGCGGGCUGCCGAGGUGUGGAUGGACGAGUACAAGCAGUACUACUACUCGGCUCGGCCCUCGGCCCAGGGCAAGGCCUUCGGCAGCAUCUCAGACCGGCUGACCCUGCGGCGGAAGCUGAACUGCAAACCGUUCCGCUGGUACAUGGAGAACGUCUAUCCCGAGCUGAGGGUCCCCGAGCAGGAGGCGGUGUCCAGUGUGCUGAGACAAGGCGGCCUGUGCCUGGAGACGCGCGGGGCGGACGCCCUCGAGCUGGCGGAGUGCAGGGGCAUCGGAUCCAUCAGGCCGCAGGCGCAGAGAUGGGAGCUAAUAGAACCACUGCUCCGGCAGCAGGACCUCUGCCUGGCCAUCUCAGCCUUCACGGCGGGGUCAAAGGUCAAGAUGGACACCUGCAGUGCAAAAGAGCCCAGACAGAAGUGGAAGCCCAAAGGCACGGCUCUGCAGCACGUGGUCAGCGGCCUCUGUCUGGACAGCCAGGCCCCGACGGGCCCUCUGGUCGUCACACAGUGUCGCCCCCAGAUGGCCAGCCAGUCCUGGGAGCCGCAGAUCAUCACCUGAGCCGCUGCGAUUGAUGGAGGAGUGAAGGA